AUGAUGAUGAUGGGUGCAUUGGCGGAUCCAGCGACCCAUCGGCUCUGCAAUCGCGUUCUGCUGCCCGUUCUCUUCUUCUUUGCCAUCGUCGCCAACGCAGCGUGUGAAUGCGGCUUUCGGAUGAACGACACCAGCCAGUACUUCACCCACAUCAUAUACAGCAAUUUCACCCAGUAUUCACCAGGCAAGAAGCUCGCCUCGAAUCCGGAGUUUAGACGUAACUGGGCUAUUCAGAGAUGGAACAUGCCGUCGAUCAACUGGGCCACUCCGCUGCCCGUCCUCAACGAACAGGAGAACGUGUAUCUGGAAAACGGACACAUGGUUCUCCGGCAGGUCGGGUAUCCCAAGGAAGGCAUCCUAGCGGGUCGCAACGUCAGCGUCGCAUCUGUUGCAGGUCAGUCGGGUGAUCUGCUGCACGGGAGCUUCAGGACAGAGGUCAAGAUUGAAGGAGCGGAGGGCGGAAGCGUUGGCGCGUUCUUCUGGUACCAUGACGAUCAAAACGAGAUAGACAUCGAGGUUCUGACGAGGGAGAUCAAAUCCGACCGACUUCUGGUCCACUACACAACCCACCCGGCGAUCGACGAGGACGGGGACGUUAUCAGGAAUGCGACGGCCAUUGUCUCCGUCGAAGGAAACGACCCGGCGAAUUGGUUCCAACGGCAUCGAUUCGACUGGAGCAAAGAGGAGUUGAGAUUCUACCACAACGGUAGCUUGAUGCACGCAAACAAUAUAAGAAUACCGGACGUUGGAGGGCGGGCGCUGCUGAACCUGUGGGCGGACGGGGGCAUCUGGAGCGGAGCGCCGAGCACGACAAACGUCUACAUGAGGGUGAAGUACGUGAUCGUAUACCACAACACCACGGCCAGCGACAGCGGGCAGGAUGUCGAGUUCAACGACCGCUGUGCCAGGGCCGGCGGGCCGUCGAAUGAAACGGUCUGCCUGGACGUCUUCGUGGAGGAUGGGGCGGUCGAUCCUUCGUCCAUCGGCACAGCAUUGGCACCACUGCCGUUCUGGGUGCUGUCUCUGCUCUGGCUGGUGCUGGGGGUUAUCUUCACAAGUCUCUGA
Molecule: messenger RNA, 1065 nt
Organism: Coccidioides immitis RS
Lineage: Eukaryota; Fungi; Ascomycota; Eurotiomycetes; Onygenales; Onygenaceae
Exons: 2
Coding region: 1-1065 (354 amino acids)
Biological process (GO): carbohydrate metabolic process
Molecular function (GO): hydrolase activity, hydrolyzing O-glycosyl compounds
Source: RefSeq, a predicted model, not a curated record